AUGAGCGAUGAGUGCUCCUCGAUUGAGACAGACAUUACUGCAUUUUCUUCGGAUGAAGAUGAUUUCAGUAAUUUACAUUCUCCUUCUAGCUUUGGUAAAUACAAGAUGGUGUACACUGUUAACAGUAUGAACCAAGAAGACAUGGAUUGUAAACUUGAUAAUGAUGGUGAACCACAGAAGUCCCCGGACGGUCCUUACUUAAAUAGAAGUAUCCCGUUACCAAUGGAAACCUCUUACACCAGUACUGAGAAUCUCAUUCCCAAACAGGAGAAAAAUAUUCAAUCAAACGGAAUCGUGAACCCCGUGAUGUCCAGUAUAAACAUCGAAGCUCCUUCUUGGAGCGACACAAGUAGUGACAACAUGAAAGACCUCGCCAGUUCUAGGGCCUCAACUCUGACAAGGGAAACUAAAUCUGAUGAUCCCAGUUCCCUGGAGAAAAGCGUCAGCUACAAAGAGGCUAAGGAGAAGAGCAACUCUUUUCCAAGAUAUACUAGUCUGUCUUCCCACAGUGAACCACUCAAAGAACCAGCUCCCAGUGUGACAUUGCCCUCCAAGCCCUCGUCUCUGAAGCCUUGGGAUGUAUUUAGAGUAGCUUCACGUGAAGUUUCAAAAACUAUGGAUGGCAACUAUGCUAGUCUUUUCAGAAAAGGCACCAAAGUUGUUGUGAGCAUUGUGUUAACUAUUCUAAUCUUACUUACAACAAUGAUAAGCAAAAGUUCUCUUUUGCUUAUUACUUCGAAUGUGUAUUCUAAUGUGACUCUUAAGUGCUCCAAGAGCGGUAAACAUGGUCAUGUGACUUCCUGUCGACGAGUCGCACCGGAUAUAGAAGGCGCUGCCUUUCAGCCUUCACAGACAGUAGAAGUUACCUGGCUUUGGUCAUUAUUUUUGGUGACAACAACACCCUAUGUUUUCACGUUUGCAAAGUGUGUAUGGAGAAUAUUAUUCAAGAAAACAAGAAACCCAACGUUUGCCAUAUUGAUAAUAACGUUGGCUAUAGAGACCCUUCACUCCAUUGGAAUCUGUAUAUUUGUAUUCUACGUCCUCCCAAACCUGGAUCCUAUUCGUGGAUUAAUGCUUACAUUUGGUACUGCAUUCUUUCCUUCGUUUUUGAAAAUGUUCGACAGUCAGAGGGAAACAGGACGACGGUUUUACAUAGUCGUAGCAGAUAUUCUCGCUAUGUUGAUCCAAGCCUCUGUUUUGCUACUAUGGCCUCUUUUAAAUAUAAUAAGAGGCAUGGAUUAUGAACAAAGUUGGGGUAUCUUUGCGUCCCUACUUCUUAUAUCAUUAGGAUGGUGGGAGAAUUACGUAAAUAAAUUCACACAUCUGGGAAAACUUGGAAGUUCUUUGUUGGAGUUAAAAAGAAAUAUUCGUCGAAGUAGAACAAAGCUUUACGCUGCAGUAAGUGUUUGGAAAGUAAUUCUAACUCUGGGAAUUAUGUUGGCUCUGAUGAGCAAUCUCAAAGGUUCUUGUGUGAAAGCAUUGUUCUUUAGAGGACACAAUCGCGCUGCGGAAUGUCCACAUUUAGCAUAUCCAGAGGACGCCUAUAAUGUGGAAAGUUCAGCGUACAAACAAGAUCCAUUCUGGGUAGCAGCCCUUCAGAUUGUAUGCUGCCUUCUCUGUUAUACUUUCGCUAAAUCCGCAUGUAAAAUCAUGCUCCAGGUCGUCAGUUUCUCCCUCCCACUGAUGUUGGCAGCACCAAUAAUGGCAGGUCUGUUCAUAGAGAACUGUGAGUCCUGGAAAAGUUCAAUUGUCGGCGGUUCUGAUUUGAUGCCGGAUUACUUAUACUGGACCUGUGAUAUCCAUGGUGUAUCUGUCGAUUUUCUACUGAAACUGGUAACGGAUUAUUAUCUUCCCGUUACUCUGAUAUGGUGGUUGUCCUUCAUGUGGGUAACUUUUCACAUAUGGAUUCCAAGGGUAGAACGUUUGGUGCAAACGGAGAGGUUGUUUGUUCAGCCAUUAUAUUGUGGAGUGAUGCUUGAGCAGUCAUUGAUGCUAAACAGGAGAAGAGAUGACAGGGACAGAGACUUUCGUUCGGGGUCAGAAAAGCAAAAACGAUUUGGUUUUGAAUCUCCCGAGCUAAACGUCAAGAGAGACAUAGACCGUGGUGAACUGCCAAAUCGGAGAUCAAUAAAAACCGAUCGCACACCAAUGAUCUACGUCUGUGCGACAAUGUGGCACGAAACUCAAAAAGAAAUGAUUCAAAUCCUGACCUCUCUGUUUCGACUAGACAAUGACCAGUGUGCCAGGAAAAAUGCACAAAAAUUUUUCGAUGUUGUUGACCCAGAUUAUUAUGAAUUCGAGACCCAUGUAUUUUUCGAUGACGCUUUCGAGGCACAUGAUGAUGAUGAUUACCUGUAUCACGUUAACAGUUUCGUUAAACAACUGCUUCUUGUGAUGGACGCAGCGGCAAGUAAAGUUCACAAGGUACCAGUUAAAAUACCUCCUCCUACAAAAUACCCUACCCCUUAUGGAGGUCGACUGGAGUGGACACUACCAGGUGGUAAUAAACUGUACGUCCACAUGAAGGACAAGACGAAGAUACGCCACAAAAAGAGAUGGAGCCAGGUAAUGUACAUGUACUACUUACUGGGUUAUAAACUAGUGGCACAACCACUGGAUGCCCGACGGAAGCAGACGAUUGCUGACAAUACAUUUAUCCUAGCCCUAGACGGAGAUGUAGAUUUCAAACCUUCAGCUGUACAACUUCUUGUCGACCGUAUGAGAAAGAACGAUAAAGUGGGUGCAGCUUGUGGACGUAUUCAUCCAAUUGGAACUGGUCCAAUGAUUUGGUAUCAGAAGUUUGAAUAUGCCGUCAGCCAUUGGUUGCAAAAAGCUACGGAACAUUUAAUUGGAUGUGUCCUUUGCAGUCCUGGUUGUUUCUCAUUAUUUCGUGCGUCUGCAUUGAUGGAUGAUAAUGUCAUGAGGAGAUAUGCUACUACAUCAUCAAAUGCACGUCACUAUAUCCAGUUUGAUCAAGGAGAAGAUCGAUGGCUGUGUACUCUGCUCCUCCAGCAAGGCUACAGAGUGGAGUACUCCGCUGCCGCCGACGCUUUAACUUAUGCACCUGAAGGAUUCGGAGAAUUUUACAAUCAGAGACGUCGCUGGUCACCAUCUACAAUGGCAAACAUCAUGGACUUACUAAUGGACUGGAAAAAUGUUAUUCGCAUUAACGAAAACAUUUCGUUCCUAUACAUCAUGUACCAAGGUUUAUUAUUCCUUUCUUCAAUAGUGACACCCGGAACUAUUUUCCUUCUUAUCGUCGGAGCUCUGAACAGCGCAUUUAAGAUAGAUUUGCUUUCUUCCUUUAUGAUAAACAUCGUUCCACUUAUUCUUUUUCUGCUGAGUUGCUUUCUCCUGAAGUCAAAAUGGCAGCUCCUACUUGCACAGUUACUGUCGCUGAUAUAUUCCCUCCUAAUGAUGGUGGUGGUCGUAGGUAUUGGAUUAGAGAUGAAGCGAGAGGGACUCUGUUCACCGACAACAAUAUUUAUGAUAUUUGUGGUCGGUACCUUCAUCACUGCAGCAGUUCUUCAUCCACAAGAGUUUUAUUGUAUUGUUCAUGGAGCUCUGUAUUUCCUCUGUAUUCCAAGUAUGUCGAUGCUACUUAUGAUCUACUCCAUCUGUAAUCUUCACGUUGUAUCCUGGGGAACUAGAGAAAAUGCCAUAGCAGCUCAACCAAAUGCCAAGCCGGAGAAAAAGAAAGAUGGUAAAAUUGCCUCGAUUUUGAAUAAAUUCUCUAGCUCUAGAAACACAGAAGAUAGUGAAUACGCCUUCUCUUUUGGAAACUUAUUCAAGUGUCUGUGCUGUCCUCAGCCAAGACCUGAUGAUGCAGACAAACGAUUUGAGGAGAUUUUGAGUAAACUUGAGAGUAUGGAAAAGAUUAUGGCUCUUCCAAAAGAUAUUCAAGAAAAGAUAAUGAUUGAUGCCGAGACUAAUGUAUCAGAGGUUGACAUGAAAGACAAUGACAAUGGUUUGAACAAGCCCGCUCUGGACAAUGGAGAUGUACGAUUUAACCCAAUUUACCAGUCCAAAAUGACUCCACAUGAAGACGACACACCCUUCUGGAUUCAUGACGAUGAUAUUGGUCACGGAAGAGUAAGAUUUCUGAGCAAGGAGGAGAAGAAUUUCUGGUCCGAACUUAUAUCCAAAUAUCUUUAUCCUCUUCAACACAAUGAAAAACACAAGAAACAGAUGGAAACCGAUCUUCUGGAAAUGAGAAAUAAAAUGAGCUUGAUGUUCUUCAUGAUGAACGCGCUUUUCAUAAUAAUAAUCUUCAGUUUGCAGUAUUCCAAUGCAAUUGGUGACUCUGGCCUUUCAAUUCCUCUACCCUGCCACGAUUUAAUCAGUAACAAACCACUUUCCUUAGAACCAAUUUCACUUCUCUUCAUGGCGAUUUUUGGAAUUGCGCUCUUAAUUCAAUUUAUUUCGAUGUUCUUCCACCGACUGGCAACGUUUUUGCAUAUUAUGUCAACAACUGAAGUGAACUGUAUGAAGCCAAAUCAGAAUGAAAUCAACCAAAUGGAUCUUGCUUCUAAAAUAUCUCUUGUAAAAGAAUUCCAGAAAUUUGAAGAUGACGAUGACACCAGAAGUAUUUCUACGGUUGGAAGUGAUCUUGAUGAGGAUAGCAGUAUUACUCAAGACGACUCGCCAAAAAUAAAGAGGAAGAAGACGGUGAUCCGAAUUACACGAAGAAAAAGAAACCAGACACCACAUUCUGGUAAUCUAAGUGGUAAAUUUUUGAAAAAUUUCAUGGAAUUUGCAAAAGAUUUGGAAAAUGGCGGAAAUGGUAAAAGUAAUGAAAAGAGCAGUGGUAAGAAACGAAGAAGUAAGAAGGCAAAGAAAGCUAUGGCAUCUUUAGAACAAAACAAGGAUAUGGUGCUAAAUAAAGCCCAUGUCAUUAAGUCGCGAUGGCAGAGACUUGCAAAGGCAACAGGUAAUACGUCAAGCGACAAAUGGGGCUCACUAUUGCGCCUUGCUGCACAGUCAAGGACAAGCUUAAACACAAUUACAGAAGAUGACAAAAGAAAUUCAUGGAUACGAGGAAUUUCGAAGAUGACAAGAUCUAACAGCGAGUUUUCUGUGAAUACACUUCCUGAUUUAGGAUCAUUGUCACAAAGAAAUAGUUAUGCGGAACCUAUUUUGAAUAUGAUAACAAGUGAGUUAGAGAAUGUGGACAGUGUUAACGCUGGGAGACGAGUCACAACAGCGGAAAUCAACAACCUCCAAAAGUCAAGAUUUCCCGCCGAAAAUCUAUAUGACGCAGUAGAAGAAGUAGACUCUAGCGCAGAUUCUGAUUAUGAAGAAGCAGAUCUUUCGUCGUCUUCAAAACAUUCCUCACCUCCCGGUACAAAUAAGGGGGGAUCUAAAAGUGUAGAAAUGAGUAUAAUUAAAUCGGAUGUGACAGAAAAUAAACAAGAAAGUGCGAAAGAAAAUGAAACUGCUAAUGGAGAUACUCAUCUGUAG
Saccostrea echinata is the source of this 5460-nucleotide messenger RNA. Its product is annotated as chitin synthase chs-2-like. The transcript is spliced from 15 exons. The record is from RefSeq and is a predicted model, not a curated record. NCBI's taxonomy places the organism in Eukaryota, Metazoa, Mollusca, Bivalvia, Ostreida, Ostreidae. Gene Ontology annotation, cellular component: cell periphery; cell septum. Gene Ontology annotation, molecular function: chitin synthase activity. Bases 1 to 5460 code for a protein of 1819 amino acids.